Messenger RNA from Biomphalaria glabrata, 1274 nucleotides. RefSeq names its product RNA transcription, translation and transport factor protein-like. Gene Ontology annotation, molecular function: RNA binding. The record is from RefSeq and is a predicted model, not a curated record. Gene Ontology annotation, cellular component: tRNA-splicing ligase complex. Gene Ontology annotation, biological process: tRNA splicing, via endonucleolytic cleavage and ligation. Lineage: Eukaryota; Metazoa; Mollusca; Gastropoda; Planorbidae. The coding region runs from base 358 to 1101 and encodes 247 amino acids. The transcript is spliced from 8 exons.
CUCAGAUUUCUUGACAAGUCCUUUCCGUUGUCUCUAUACUCUAUGUAUAACUAGAAUAUUAGUAGACAGAAUCAUAGAUAGAAUCUAGAACUCUAGAUCUACAGGUAGACCUAGAUUCUAAAAUCUAUUCUAUAUGAGAUUUAGGCAAGAUAUUUCUAUAAGUCUAGACCACUAGAUCUAGUAAUACUAGACAUUAUAAAUAAAAUCUCGACUAGAUUCUACAACGAGAUCUAGAUCUAGACAAUCUAGUCCUAGUAGAAGUCAAGAUCUGUCUGCUAAACACUGCAGUGGUACUGCUACUGCUCAACUUCAACUGGAGUCCGAGUCAACAUAAAUCGUAAUCAUAAUAAAAUAUCCAUGUUCAAAAGAAAAUUAUUGGCUCUUGAAUGUUCUGAAGUUGAUCGCUUUGACAUAAACGAUGAAGGAAGAUUUAGAGCUCUUGUUUUAUGGUUAGAGGAUCAAAAAAUUAGGCAUUUAAAAAUUGAAGACAGGGAACCACUUCGAAAUCUGGCAUCUAAUGAAUGGAAUAAAGCCUUUCAGUCUUACUUAACUGAAAUCAAUAGUCCACAUGACGGAUCAGACAGAAAAGCCCUGUUAGAUUGGCUGUUAGGAUAUGCUAUCCGACUUGAAUAUGGUGAUCAAGUUGACAAGUAUAAGAGUGCCACGCCAGAAUCUUUUAAAGAAAGAAAAGAACAGCAAUUGUCAAAGUCCAUCAAUCCUUUAGAUAAUCUUGACUUCAACAGCCCAGAGUUCAAAGCUGGCAUUACUUCGUUAGCCAUGAUGCUACAGAUUCCUCCACAUUCUAAUCAUUUAGAAAUGUUAAAGGCUAUUUGUAUAGUUAUCAAGGAAAAAUUUACUCAGGAGGCUAUAGACUCUGCAGGAAAAACAAAAGAAAAGGAUGAACACAUACCCCUGGAUAAAACUGAGCUUGGGUUUGAAGCUGGAGAUUACAUAAUAACAGAAGCAGCCAAGAUACUUCGACUUCUCCAUCUUCGAGAUUUAAGGGACUUACAAACACACAUCAAUCAAGCCAUUGUUGCUGUUCAGGCCAUUACUGCCAACCCUAAGACUGACAGCAGGCUGGGUAAAGUUGGGUUUUGAUAAACUUCUGCCUUGGUUUUUGAUUCACUGUUGUAGACUUUAAUGCAUAAAGUAAAUCUGCCAAUGUCUCUGAUAUAUUAAAACACACAUAUUUUCAUGUCUGUUUUGAUCUAAGUCAAUUGUAUAAAUGAAUCUUCCUUUGAAUAGCAAAUAAAGUUGAUUGUGCUACUAUA